CUCAGUCUCUACCAUUGUCGACAAUAUUCAUCCGCGGUCUCUAGAGUAUACGACAAUUACAACUUCCCGUCUACGAGAUCCAACAAGCAUCACGAACAUCACCUAUCGAGUCCCUCCUUUCCCUCGACGAUCGACAACCACAAUGCAACAGCUCCCCCCCUUCCAAACCAUCUACAUCUCCACCUCCCCCUUCGACAUCCACGUCUCCCGCCCGCGCCCCCUCCUCCUCACCUUCCCCCAACCCCAAUAUCCCUACGCCCCGCCGCGCCCACCCCCCCCCGUCUUCUCCACCUCCUACCCCUCCUACGGCCGUCCCUUCUCCAGCAAACCCACCGUCGCCAUCCACCGCGGCGACCCUUCCGGCCCCGUCAUCGGCACCGGGCACGCACCUACCCUGGGAUCUACAUGGAGCAUCGCCUUCUUCGGCCUCGGCGGCGAGGGGAAGAUGAGCUCGGAGAUGUUCGCGCAGAGCUACACGGCGUUUCUACCGGCGGCGCCGCCGUCGGUGGGAGGAGCCCGGGGAGUUGACGUCGAGGGCGCACAGGAGCGUCAGAGUUUGGGUUUGCUUCAGGUUGAUUGUUAUGAGCUAUGAUCUGUGUCAAUAUCAGCUGUAUGAUACGAAUCCACUUCAGCGAGACUGGACGGGUGCUUCCGCCCUGCACAUCAAUGCGGAAUGUGAUGCAAAUACUGUUGAGCAUCAAGCGGGGAUGCCCUCUCUUGUCUUGGUAUUGUUGUUGGAUAGUGGAACCCUUUCACAAGACAAGCUCCGUUCAUUUGAGGA
Eremomyces bilateralis CBS 781.70 is the source of this 781-nucleotide messenger RNA. RefSeq lists its product as uncharacterized. Lineage: Eukaryota; Fungi; Ascomycota; Dothideomycetes; Eremomycetales; Eremomycetaceae. The transcript is spliced from 2 exons. The record is from RefSeq and is a predicted model, not a curated record. Bases 143 to 592 code for a protein of 149 amino acids.